Molecule: messenger RNA, 7766 nt
Organism: Antechinus flavipes (yellow-footed antechinus)
Lineage: Eukaryota; Metazoa; Chordata; Mammalia; Dasyuromorphia; Dasyuridae
Gene: WFIKKN1
Product: WAP, follistatin/kazal, immunoglobulin, kunitz and netrin domain containing 1
Exons: 2
Coding region: 4973-6643 (556 amino acids)
Biological process (GO): negative regulation of transforming growth factor beta receptor signaling pathway
Cellular component (GO): extracellular region
Molecular function (GO): receptor antagonist activity; transforming growth factor beta binding; serine-type endopeptidase inhibitor activity
Source: RefSeq, a predicted model, not a curated record
UUUUUAAUUGUUCCCAAACUGAAACAUGUUAAAUUUACACGAUAUGGUAGAAGAUGGAAGUCUAGAGAGUCUAGGUUCUGGUCCUAGAUCUGGCACAUAAUUUACAUAAGCACAUAGCAAUAUAACACAGGCUAGUAGUAAUGUAACAAAUAACAUGAAUCAACCUGAGAAUUUACACAUGUCCAUAAUCCAUAAGGAAUCCAUGGUCCAUUAGUUCAUGUGCCAGAAAUCCAAUAGUUCCCUGUAAGCUCUGAAGUACUGCAAAAGUCUCAUCAACAAUUUUUCAUCUCAAGGAAUCUAAUGAUUCUUGCUGGUUUUUCAAGAACUAAAACAGUCUCAUCUUGUGUUAGGAAAUCCAAUGAUUCCUGAAGAUUUUAAAAGUCCUUUUAACAGUCUCAUUGUUAGCCAUACUCUUUCAGUGUCAGAUGCUUCUUAAAUCUCCUUUGUUUUGAAGUUUUUCUCUUUCUGUUUCAUCUCAGGAAAUCCAAUGAUUGUUGCUGGUUUUUCAGGAACUGAAAGCUGAAGAUUUUAAAGUUCUUUUAACAGUCUCAUUGUCAGCCAUCUGAUUCCUUCUCCACCUGUGGAAAUAUAAGCAGACCCUUUCCCCCAAGCAGUUAACCUAUCUAAUUCCCUUCUAUUUACCACUUUGGGGAUUUCUCCUCAGCAUCUAGUAAUUACAUUGGAGCUGUUUGCACUGGACACUGCCCAGUUGGGUUAAAAAAUCUAUAUUCUCCCCAACUCUAAUUCUGAUUGCUUUUCUGUUGGUUGAUGACAUCAGAGUCCUGAAUUUCUAAAGUCUCUCUGGGUGUAACCUCAAACCUCUCUGAGCGUCAUUUUUACUUUUCCAUAAAUGAGUUAAGACUUAUGAGUGAUCUGCAAGCACACUUCUCUGACUCUCUUGGAAUAGCUGCUGAAAAAUACAGAGGAAAGCCCCCUCACUCAGGAUACCACAGAGUAACACCGUCCUUCAAAUCCCUUUCCAGCCCCUGCACAGAAAAGGAAGCAGGCUAUAAAUGAGGUGCCCUUGCACAAUACCUGCAAGGGAGAACUCUUAAAAUACUUUCAGGCACUUUCCCAAGCUGGGUGGAAGGGGGUGGGGGUGGGGUAGGUUGGAACAGUGGGUAUGGAGAUCAGAAGCAGCAGUUAGUCUCUGAUCACUCUGCCUGAGAGAAUUAUCUGGCCUGCCUUUAUAGGCUUAAUAAGAGAUGGCUGGAAAGGGAAGUGAAGUAAAUCCUUUAACUCCCCAGCAACUCCUUGAGCUCAGCUCUAGAGGCAACACAGCCUGCCACCCCAUCUUAUCUCCUAGCUACUAACACUGUUGACUCGAGCCCACUUUACAGGGUCUCCUCAGGCCAGCCAGCUGUGACAGUGGCCAGGUAAGGGGAACCUGUCUGGCCCAGCCAGAUCCCAGCCCAUAGCCAGGCUGCCUUUUCCCAUUAGUUUUAGGAGGGAAUAAGUUCUCCCUCAGAGCCCCAGCCACUGUCUUGGCCUUUUUUCCUUCUCCCCUCCUGCUUCUUGUUCUGAGCAGGCCAAGCAUCUCUGAUCUGCCUCUUGGGUCAGAAGGUCAGGCUCCAGGGUCACUGGGAUUUCUUUUACUCGAAAUGUCAGAGGAAAUCACUCCCUAGGGUCCCUGGACCUCUGAGGAGUCUGCUGAUGGAUUGAAAGGGGCAGAUUCUUGGCGGGCCCUUUGUCCCGCUACCCCACUUUUGAUCUUUGUAGUGGGAGGGCCCGGAGCUUUUCCUACCCCCCCCCCUUCCACUUCCAAGCCUGUUAAAGGGGCCCUGGCUGGAGCCAGUCUUGGAAGAGCAAUACCUCAGGCAGAAUUCAUGUGGCAAUUCACUUCUCCUCCGCCUCCACGAGCCGCUCAGACAGAUUUGUCCAGGGUCUUUGUCUCAAUUGAGGUUGGGAAGAGGAACACAGGGAGUAGGGACCUCAUGUGGGGACCGAGUCAAUUUAAACUGCAGACUUAAAUAUAUGAAAUCUGUCACAAAACAGCCCAGUUUACUCUUGGAAGGGGUGGAGAUGCUCUCUUUGCUUGUACUAAUAUGAUCUUAGUAUAGAAACAUUUGAAAAAUGGCCCACUGAAUAUUAACCAAAAUAGAGAGUCAACAUAUUGCAGAAGAAAGAGGCACUCGAGUGGUUGGUCAGCUCCACACGACAAACUCUCUGUGUGUCCUUACAUCUGUUAGUUCCCAUCUAGCGCCUCAGCCUUCUCAUCUCUAAAAUGGAGAGGAUUACAGCAGAUGACCUUGUUGGCUCUUCUGCCAAUGUUGUUGGGCUCUAGGACUCUGGUUUUGGUUUUUUUUUUUUUUUUUUUUUUUUUUAAAACAGCUCCCAAAAUAUAGCUGGGAGGACAUCAAAAAUAAAUAAAGGGUCCAAAAUGGACGAAGAAGAGGAUGGAUCUUGGAAACAGGAAAUAGAGGAGUUUGUUCUUCUCUCUUUUGUUUGGAUAGGAACCAGAUGUAGGAACAAAUUUUAUUUUAUUUUUUCCACUAGAAAGUGUUACGGGACCUGCAGUCAAAAGGUCCUGGGAUUGUCUGAUCUUAGACAAGUCCCAUUCUCAGGGCCCAGUUUCCUGAACCCCAACUCUAAAUCUGUCCUAGGUAUACUAUUAUAUUUUUGAGCAUCUGCUAUUUGUUUAACUAUUAGGUUUCCAAAAUGUAAGGCUGGCUCUUUAUACUCUCGCCAAGGACCAUUCAUUCCAACUAAGGAGAUAAGCUAUCUGUGGCAGGGCAAACAAUGCCAUAUUGUGGAUGAUAAGAACCUGGAAGAUAAGAACAGACAAAUGUUGUAAAACUUCAAAAAAGAUAAGGGAUGCUUAGCUUGAGAUGUACUAAGAAAGGCUUUACUGGAGUCCUGGUGAGAUUUCAGUUCACCGGAACAGAAGUGAGUGCAAGGGAUAAUGCUGUAAAAUAUUACCCUGGCAUGGGUUCUGUCAAUAAAAAGUUUAAAAAAAAAAAGAGAGAUUUCAGUUCACCCUUGAAAGAUUUAUAGAAUUUUGAAUAAAUGAUAAAUAAAUAAAACCAAUUAAGAAUCUCCAAAUUUGGUCAUUGGACAUAUUUGCAAUUUUCUGGUGAAAAUAUACAGAUCUCCUGUGUAUCUAGUAGCAAAAAGUCAGGCUUUAAAACUUAUUUGACUUGAUGUGAGGAAACCUGGAUUUUUGUUCCAGCCCUGGCUUUAUUGAUAUGUAACGUGGGUGAGGACACAGUACACGAGAAAAUACCAAGUAGUAAAUAGAGCAUUAGAUCUAGGUUCUAGUCUUGGUCCUGUCAUUAGGUGUGUGACAUUGCCUUGGUCAUCUGAAUUCCCCAAGUCUGUUUUCUCACUUGUAAAAUGUGAGCAUCGGUCUCGAGGUUGAUUUCCACAGUCCUCGUGGUUCUCUGAGUAUAUUGUGUGUGCUCUCCAGGGCUCAUUUGCCAUCUGGAAAAUAGUAUGUGUCAAGAUCGACACCCCUAGAACUAUCAAGAAAUGUGAAAUAUGGAUUUGGAGGCAUUCUAGGCUAGCAUUAACAAUGAUACUGGGAGGUGGGGGGAGGAAAUGAAACUAACCUAAAUGGUCUGGGAAGAUCAGGGAGAAGAGAGCUUUGGAGUCCUGAGCAGAUGAGAAUCCCCAGUCACAGAAUAGUAGACCUUGAUCUGUCUGGCAGCCCAAUCCCCUCUCUUAUCAAGCUGCAGACUAGAAUAUGGCUUUACAGCCCAGUGGUCUCCGUUGACCCAUACUAACUCUUUUGUGUGUAUUUGUGUGUGUCCGGGCUAGGUAACACAUGACCAAUGAUCCAUACCUUCCCUGAAAAUAGGUAUUUCCUUUCUCCUGCCUCCCAUUCUCAUCCCAUGGUGGGAACCUUGAUUUCCCUAAUUAAUCUGCCAAGACAGUUGGUCUGAGGUUAGUGGUGCUUCAAUUCUCAAAGCCCAGACUCAGAUUACAACUGCCUACUCCCACCUCCUCUGUCUCUGUCUCCCUCCCUUCUUUUUGCUUCUCUUUCUCUGUUUCUUUUUCUCUCCCUCCUUUUCUGUUUCUCCUCUCUCCCAUUUUCUUUCUCUCCCUCCUUUUCUUUCUCUCUCCUCCUUUCUCUCUCUGCCUGUUUCUGUCUCUCUUCCUCGUUCUCUCCCUGUCUCUGUCUCUCUCCCCCUUUCUUUCUUUCCCCAUUUCUCCCUCUUUCUCUUCCUCUUUCUCUCCAUUUCCCCAUUUUCUCCCUCUUUACCUCUUUUUCUGUUUCUCUCCCCCUUCCUCUCUCUCCCUCCCUCUUUCCCCCUAUUUCUCCCUCUCUCCCUCCUUUUCUCUCUCCUCCCUUCUCUCUCCCUGUUUCUGUCUCUGUCUCUCUCCCCCUCCCCCUCUCUCGCCAGGGAUGGGCCUCUUCCUUUCCCCCUAGGACUCCCCUCCUCACCAUACUUGUCUCCCCCUCUCUCAGUCAGUCAGCUCCACAGUUCCCCAGACUGGUGGCUGUACCUCCCUCUCCCCGCCCCACCCCCAUUCUCCUUUCACUGCCCUGGCCAGCCCCUGGGAGCCACUGAGGGCUGUUUGGGAACAAGCCUGAGGAGGCUGGGGAGGGGCCGAGAACCACAUGGACUGAUUCAUUCAGAAGCAGGAGAUGCCCUGGGUCCUGUCCUGCCUUCUUAGCCCUGUCUCAGCAACACUAGCCCACAGCCUCUCCCCAAUGGAUCUGAGAGCGCUAAGCCAUUCCACUCCAGGAGGACCCAGCAUCUAAUGCACUCACUGGCUUCAGGUAGAUCCAGGGAACAGGGAGAAAGGAGGUUGUGAAUCCGGUGAAUUUAGGCAAAGAAGAUAAGUCAAAUCACUAGAGGAGAGAAAGAACUGACUGGAGCACAGGGGAAGAGAGAAACCCCGAGAAGAGCGAGCUGUUCAGAAGGAGGAAGCGAGCCAAGGGCCCCCACAGUGUGGAUGCCUGCAGGGAGAGUGGGACCGGGGAGCUGGAGGAGGUGCUGGGGGCUGGUGGCGGGGGAAGGCCGGGGCUAUGAUCCUCAUGCCGGCCCUGCUGCUGAUCCUGACCCUGUUUUCAGGGCUAACUGAGGGGGCCAGCCUCCAGCCUGAACCUGUGAGCCACCCAGGUGUGUGCCCCAACCAGCUCAAUCCCAACCUGUGGGUGGAUGCCCAGAGCACCUGUGAGAGGGAAUGCCAUGUGGAUCAGGACUGCAGCGGGUUUGAAAAGUGCUGCACCAACGUGUGCGGCUUGCGGAGCUGUGUGGCGGCCCGCUUUGCCGACGGGAGCUCGGCCACCCCGGCGCCGGCCGCCUCCUGCGAGAGCUUCGUCUGCCCCCAGCAGGGCUCCGACUGCGACAUCUGGGACGGCCAGCCCUUGUGCAAGUGCCGCGACCGCUGCGAGAAGGAGCCCAACUUCACCUGCGCCUCGGACGGCCUCACUUACUACAACCGCUGCUACAUGGACGCCGAGGCCUGCCUGCGGGGCCUCCGCCUCAGCGUGGUCCCCUGCAAGUACGUCUUCAGCUGGCCCCACACCAGCCCCGGGCCUCCCGAGACCACCGCCCCCCCCACGCCGGGCGCGGCCCCCGACGUGCCCAUCCCGCCCGCCCUCUACAGCAACCCCUUCCACCAGUCCGUCUACGCCGGGGGCACGGCCAGCUUCCACUGCGACGUGAGCGGCCGCCCCCCGCCCGACAUCACCUGGGAGAAGCAGAGCGAUCAGCGCGAGAACUUCAUCAUGCGGCCCGACCAGAUGUACGGCAACGUGGUGGUCACCAACAUCGGGCAGCUGGUGGUCUACAAUGCGCGGCCCGAGGAUGCCGGCCUCUACACGUGCACCGCCCGCAACGCCGCCGGCCUCCUCCGGGCCGACUUCCCCCUCUCCGUCAUCCAGCGGGAGCCCCCGAGAGGGGAGCCCCCGGCCCCCAGCCCGCCCCCGCCCGCGCCGAUGGAGUGUCUGAAGGAGCCCGACCGCCAGGCCUGCCAGGGCGCCGGCGGCCGAGUACGGUGGCACUUCGAUGCCAAAAGGGGCGGCUGCACCACCUUCCGAGACAACGGCUGCGACGGGGGCAACGGCAACCGGUUUGAGACCUACGAGGCCUGCCAGCGGGCCUGUGCGCGGGGCCCCGGGGAUGUGUGCGCCCUGCCCGCCGUGCAGGGGCCUUGCCGGAGCUGGGAGGCUCGCUGGGCCUACAGCCCGCUCCUUAAACAGUGCCAUUCUUUUGUGUAUGGGGGCUGUGAGGGCAACGCCAACAACUUCGAAAGCCGCGAGAGCUGCGAAGACGCGUGCCCUUUCCCCCGGACGCUGCCCUGCAAGGCCUGCAGGCUCAAAAGCAAGAUGGCGCUGAGCCUGUGCCGCAGUGACUUUGCCAUCAUCGGGCGCCUGACCGAAGUGAUCGAGGAGCCCGACGCCGGCAUUGCCCGCUUCACCCUGGAGGGCGUGCUCAAGGAUGAUAAGAUGGGGCUCAAGUUCUUUGACACCAAGUAUCUGGAGGUGACGCUGACAGGCAUGGACUGGGACUGCCCCUGUCCCAACAUGACGGCGGGCGACGGGCCGCUGGUCAUCAUGGGGGAGGUGCACGACGGGGUCGCCGUGCUCCACCCCAGCAGCUACGUCAGGGCCGCCAGCGACAAGCGGGUCAAGAAGAUCUUGGAGCUGAUCGAGAAGAAGGCCUGCGAGCUGCUCAACCGUUUUCAGGACUGAGCCUGGGGGUCCCUGAAGGCCGAGUUCCGGCCGGCGCCCCACUCAGCCGGUGUUCUCCAGUCGGUGCAUAAAAAGUAUUUCUCUCUCACGGCCUUGUGGCCCUUCUGCCGAGGGCAGGGACCCGGAGGGGCCGGCAGCAGUGCCCGCCUAACGGCCUGGCCAGACGCCCGCCCCCACAGCCGUAGGAACAUGACUUCUCUCCCAAACAUGGCCAGCUCCAGACCCGGGGGCAUCGCCUCUGGGUCAGCGGGAAGAGAGGAGGGCGGAACUGGGUCGGGGAGUCAGUCGCCUUCUCCUUCCCCCUGGUGCUUCCUGUUCCCGGACAGCUUUGGGGUUCCCUGUGUAGCCCUGGUCUGGGCUGGGGUCAGAGUUCAGUGGGAACAGAUAGGAAGGGAAAGGGUCAGAACUCACAGAAGAGGAGGCCUCCUUAGAUCCCAGGCAGACAAACCUGAACCUUCAUGCGGGGACCUCCCUGGGGAAAGGGCAACGUCUCCUCCUGGCAGUCAGUCAGGGCCUGUUCUUGUCCUCCGGGUUGGGACUCAGAGGUUAAGAAAGGGAACCAUUUGAUCAGCUGUGGUUGCUGAGAGACAAGGCAAACAGGGCCCCUACAGAGGCCUCUCAGCCUGGGGUACUGGCCAGAAAGAUGGGAGGGGAAAAGAACUGGGGGCCCAGAGGUGGCUGUUGCUUCAGAGAUAGUGGGGGGAGGGAGGGAAGGCAGAGGGACAGAGCUCUUCCAGGAGCUUCUAGAGAGCUCCAGCCCUCGGGGAGGAAAGGUUUGCAGGGGAAGCAGGCCUCAGAAGGGGGUGCAACGGCUCUUUCACCCUAAAGAGACCCAGCGCCUUCCCCUGACCACAGGAUAAAGGCCUCUCUCCAGCCAGAGCUGAUUCGGCAGCCCCCAUCACUAACGGGGGCACCUAGUUUCUAAGCGCCAGCUUUCCCGGCCCCUGGUUCUGGGAGGCAGCCCCUUUUUACUUCCCAGCUUCCUUUCCCUGACCCCAAGUCCAGCGAGGCACAAGCAGUCCCUUCUCAGCACGGCCGCCAGGGGGAGCCUCGACUCCACCGAGGGAUGCUCCCGAGUCUGCUGCUGAGGUCCCUUGGUUCCCAUUUUCUGGAUCAAGGGCUC